Messenger RNA from Pantherophis guttatus, 1820 nucleotides. It is a transcript of the gene RABIF, whose product is annotated as RAB interacting factor. Gene Ontology annotation, molecular function: zinc ion binding; guanyl-nucleotide exchange factor activity. Lineage: Eukaryota; Metazoa; Chordata; Lepidosauria; Squamata; Colubridae. Gene Ontology annotation, cellular component: cytosol; membrane. Gene Ontology annotation, biological process: small GTPase-mediated signal transduction; post-Golgi vesicle-mediated transport. The record is from RefSeq and is a predicted model, not a curated record.
CAGAGGCACCUGUAAAGCUCAGUCCCCGCUCCUCCCCUCUCCAGGUUUCAGUAGCCACACCCACUUACACAAAUGUGGUGGGUGGGAGGGUAACCCGGUCCCGCCUAUCCGGUAGAGCAGGAUUUCCUGACUUCAGCUUCGUUAAGCUUGUGGACUUCAACUCCCAGAAUUCCCUAGUCGGGUGGAGAGUUGAAGUCCCCAGUUUAAAGUUGCUGAAGUCGAGAAACGCCGCCGUGAAGGCUCCCCUCCCUUGCUCUAUUGCGCUUGCGUAACUAUGGCGGCGCCCAGUUCGGCGAUGGAAGCGGCUGCGCUGGGACCGGAGGAGCUUGUGUGCGCGAGUGGGCGGAACCGUAAAACCGUGCUUUGCCAGCGCUGUGGCUCCCGCGUCCUUUUGCCCGGAGCUGCAACCUUCACACGCAGAGAGCUGUUUCUUCCUGCUAUGAAGAAGAAGACCGCUUUGGUGACAAACGGUGACCUAGAAGGGGAUGUUUUGCAGGACCACUGGCUAGUCGAGGACAUGUUUUCUUUUGAAAAUGUUGGUUUCACCAAGGAUGUUGGAAAUGUAAAGUUCCUGAUCUGUGCAGACUGUGAAAUUGGCCCUAUUGGCUGGCACUGCUUGGAUGAUAAAAAGAGUUUUUAUGUGGCCUUGGACCGUGUUUCUCAUGAAUGAAAUGCUCAUAGGUGACCAAAAGUGGCUUCUAGGCACCUGAUUACACCACAUUCUAAAUAACUUUCCAAGUUUCUCAAUUUGUAGGCUUGAAACAUGGCCUCAAUAUGUAGGCUUCAAACUGGCACAAAUGAAAUACCCUUUUCAAAUGCAUCAAUGGAAGUGCUUAUAUUGCUUGUUGAGUUGCAACCCAUUUGAACCUGACCAAAUUUGGACUGAUAUUUAAUAAUGUGCAAUUACUGGUAUGUGCAUAUACUUUGAAACACACAAUUCCAUGCAAAUUGGCAAUUCAGUUUCCUUAGUGAAAAAGGAAAGAUAAUCCUGAAUUUUGUCCUCUGUAAAAUAAUAGUGUAAUACAACAGGGAAUAAGGCUUCUGAUUUAUUGGGAGAGAAGGAAGCGUACCAUAUUGUGAUGUAUGGCUUUCUACUCUGUUCUGGAUAAAAGAGUAAACAUUUGUGAUUUUGAUGUUUACUGAUAUCUAAUGUUUACAAAUAUCUGAAUUUUCACUUCAUGAUCAUUGUUAAUUAAAAGCCAGUCGUUAGGUACAGGUCAUCUUAAUUACAAAAAUAGUCAAAGUGCAGGAAGUAAUAAUGGAAAAUGGAAACUGAAUUUUUAAAUUGAAUUGAAAUCAUGCAUUUUAAUUUAUAUAUUAUAUGUAUUGGAAUUACCAAUAGCUAAUGAAAAAGGGCUCAUUCUAAUAGGUGUAAUCUUACAUUUUCUGUAUAGAACCUCCAUUAUUAAUCUUUUUUCUAAAGCUACUGUAACACAACUCAUUACUGAUGUCGCUUGGGAUAAUAUGGUCAAUCAAUCACGCAGAAUCAUUUAGUCUAGUUAAGAAUGCUAUCUGAAUGUGGGCCCUUUAUUUUUCAUCUGUCUAGGAGAAAAUAGAGAAUAGGCCAUGUUUUGUUCUCUGGUUUCUAUAAUGUACCAAACCGCUCAUUUAGAUGUCAAGUUUAGAAUGUUCUCCCAGGCUUGGGAGUAGGGUGGAUAUUGAACCAAUCAGUUGCCUUUUGUUAUAUUGUACUUUUUGGCAAUAUGCCUGCUUUUCUGUUCAGUUUUAUGAUUCCUUUUAAUUUUAAUUGUAAAAUAUCCAGGGUUGUUUGGACUUGGGCUGCCUCUGAAUUUCAAUAAAUAAAAAUAAGCUGUGUGAAA